AUGUCUGACGAAGAAUUUUAUUCAGAAGAAUCAUAUGAAUUUGAGUUUGAAGAAGAAGAUGGAGAUGCAGAUGAUGCUAAUGAUCAAUCAGAACAAAAUGAAGAUGAAUCAAUUGUAAGUAUCAACAAUUUUUCAAUCCCGAGGUAAAUACUAAUAACAUGUUAGGAAAAUAAAUAUUAUCAAGCUAAAAGUAGUAAAGAUGAUGACACCAAAACUGCAGUUGAUCAAUUUAUGAAUAUAACAACUUCAAAUUAUACCACAGAAGAAACUAUAUGGAUUUUUAAAUCAUAUAAACAGUUGAUGAAAUUACAAUUUAAAUUAUCUAAUUUUAAUGAAAUAUUAACAUUAUUAAAACAACUCCUUUCCUUAAUUUCAAAAUUACAAAAAUCAUACGUUGAAGAAUCAAUUAAUAAAAUGAUUAUACGAUAUUCAAAUGUUCCUGAUUUAGCAUUUAUUUCAAAUUUUUAUCAAAUUUUAUUAAAUCAAUCAGAAUUAAAUAGUGAUAGAUUAUGGUUAAAAAUCAAUUCAAAUUUAUUAAAUUUUUAUUUGGAUCAUGAAACUAACUACGAUAAAGUUCCAGGAUUAUUAUCACAAAUUUUUGAAAAAUUGAAAAAUUGUCCUGAAUCAAUACAAAAAUCCUUCACAUUGGAAAUUAUAGCUGCUGAAAUUGAUUAUUAUUCAAGAAUUAAAGUAUUAAAUUUACCUAGAAUGAAUCAACUAUAUCGAAUGAGUCUUAAAAUUACUACCGCAGUUACACAUCCAAAAAUUUUAGGUAUAAUUCGAGAAUGUGGUGGUAAAGUUCAUUUUUAUAGAGAUAAUUUUGAAAAAUCAAGAUUAGAAUUUUAUGAAUCUUUUAAAAGUUAUGAUGAAGCUGGAUCUCCUUUAAAAAAUAAACUUUUAAAAUACUUGGCUUUGGUUUCAUUAUUAAGUGAAAAUGAAUUAGAUCCAUUUGAAUCACAAGAAACUCAAACUUAUGCCCAAUCUUCAGAUUUUGAAAAUUUGAAAUUAUUAAUUAAAGCAUAUCAUAAUUUAGAUUUAAAUGAAAUUAAUUAUAUUUUGAAUCAAGAUGAUCCUUUUUUUAAAGAUGAUAUUUUUAUUUAUGCAUCAAAGAAGAUUUUAAAUAAUUUAAAAACAAAAUUAUUAUUAUAUCAUAUUAAGGCAUACUCAAGUUUGAAAUUCGAUUAUUUACAAAAAAUCUUACAAUUUGAAGAUAACGAAUUUGAGAAAUUAUUAACUAAAUUAAUCUUAUCUGGUAAAUUAGAUAAAAUUAAAAUUGAUUUCAUAAAUAAAGUAAUCUACAAUAAGGAAAGAAAUGAAUUACCUCUUUCAAUAACUCCAAAACAGAUAUAUUAUAAUUUGAAAUCUUUAGAUUCUUUAAAUUCCCCUAAUAAUGAUGAUAAUAUGGAAGUUGAUAAUGAUUAUUCAUCAUUUUUUACAAAACACCAAGAUACUUCAUUUUUAAACAAGUUCUUUUACUUAAUUGAUAGACCUAAUAAUUUAAAUGAUUGGUUUUCAACUAUUGAAAAUUGGUAUGUGUUCAUAAUGUCAAGUUUACCUCCGUUACAUAAAGUUGAAAUUAGUCAAAAAGAUCAAGUUUAUAUUGAACAAAGAGCAAGUAAUGUAAAUAAAGAAACUAAUAAAAUUGAUAACGAAUUGGCAAAUUUUAAUACUGGCUUAUUAAAUGGAAUUGUUAAUCCAGAAGAUAAUGAAGAUGAAAUUGAGACUAUUGAUAUUCAAAAGAUUCAUUUAUCUCAAAAUUGGGUUAAUAGCUUAAGAAGGUGA
Messenger RNA from Insectozyma verbasci, 1782 nucleotides. The record is from the annotation of a GenBank genome assembly. Lineage: Eukaryota; Fungi; Ascomycota; Pichiomycetes; Serinales; Debaryomycetaceae.